UCCCUAACUCAAAAAUGGCACCCUCCACUUCUUCCCAACUCUUCUCGGUAGUUUUAAUCGCAUUUUUCGUCUCUGGUGUGAACUCCCAGUAUGAAAAAUACAGCUUCAGGAGUUUCCCCAGGCACGAGCUGAUGCCCCUGGAGUCCGCGUACAAAUACGCGCUGGACCAGUACACCGGGGAGAAGUGGAAGGAGACGGUGGAGUACAUGGAGGUGUCUCUGCGGCUCUACCGACUGCUGCGGGACAGCGAGGCCUUCUGCAACCUCAACUGCAGCUCCGUCAGGCUGGACGACGAGCAAAAGUUUGCGGAGUUUCCAGAACUGCAGGCGUUUGGGAACGUCAUGAAGAGGGCGCAGUGCCUGAAGCGCUGCAAACAGGGGCUGCCCGCUUUCAGGCAGACCAUGCCCAGCCGGGACACCAUAGACGAGUUUGAGAGGAGAGAGCCGUACAGAUACCUGCAGUACGCCUACUUCAAAUCUAACAACUUGGCAAAGGCGGUGUCUGCUGCCCACACAUUCCUGCUCAAACACCCCGAUGACGAGAUGAUGCAGAGGAACAUGGCCUAUUACAAGAGUCUGCCCGGAGCUGAAGAACACCUCAAAGACCUGGAGACCAAAUCCUAUGAGACAUUGUUUGUGCGUGCGGUACGGGCGUAUAAUGGCGAAAACUUCCGUACUUCGGUGUCAGACAUGGAGCUGGCUUUGCGGGACUUCUUCAAGGUCUAUGACGAGUGUCUGGCUGCAUCCGAGGGCCCCAGGGAUGUCAAAGACUUUAAAGACUUCUACCCCUCGAUAGCAGAUCACUACAUUGAGGUCCUUGAGAGGAAGGUGAGGUGUGAAAGUGACCUGACACCUGUCGUUGGAGGUUUCGUCGUUGAGAAGUUUGUGGCCACCAUGUACCACUACCUGCAGUUCGCCUAUUACAAAUUGAAUGACCUGAAGAACGCAGUACCAUGUGCAGCCAGCUACGUGCUCUUUGACCCCAAAGAUGAAGUCAUGAAUAAUAAUGUGGCUUAUUACAAGUUCCACAAAAACCAGUGGGGGCUGACAGAAGAGGACUUCCUCCCCAGAUCAGAGGCACUGCGGUACCACAAUCAGACCACCAUGCAGCUACAGAUGUUGGAGUUCUCCAGACAGCGCCUGGUGAGCGAUGAUGAGGGCGAGGUGGUGGAGUUCAUAGAUGAGUUCCUGGACGAUGAUGAAUUGCCCAAAUUGGAAUCUCCGCCCAAAUUGGGAUCUCCGCCGAUACACUGAAAACCACAACAAAACAACACCUCCCAGUUUGUAUUUAUUGGGCUUUGCCAGCAAUUGGUCACUGUGUUUUUAUCUGCAGAUCCACAUACUGAAUAUUGUUUUUAAUUACCUAUUUUAUGCACUUAACAUCAAGUUCAUGGACAUACAGCAUGGUGGCUAAGUGAUUUAAACACAAUGAUGACAAUAGAGAUAGAAAUAAUUUUACUCACUGUUUCAUGGAUCUGUUUCUCCACUGUGAAUCAUGUAUUUUGUUUGUCAGUAACUGUCAUUUUUACAAUGAAAUGGGAAUAAAACUUGCCAAACUACAGGUCUUCCAAA
Plectropomus leopardus (leopard coralgrouper) is the source of this 1571-nucleotide messenger RNA. It is a transcript of the gene crtap, whose product is annotated as cartilage associated protein. Gene Ontology annotation, molecular function: collagen binding; protein binding. The record is from RefSeq and is a predicted model, not a curated record. Gene Ontology annotation, cellular component: endoplasmic reticulum. Gene Ontology annotation, biological process: collagen fibril organization; peptidyl-proline hydroxylation to 3-hydroxy-L-proline. Lineage: Eukaryota; Metazoa; Chordata; Actinopteri; Perciformes; Serranidae.